UAGUCACCUAGUGUGAGCGCAGCUUUUAAGAAGUGAAGUUAAAGUGCGCGCAAAGUAUUCUAAGAGCGUGUUUUUGUGUGUUUCGGAAACAAUUUGAUUUUUGUGUUUCUCUUCGGAAUGUCAAAAUACUGAGACAAAAUGGACUUUUCUAUUGUGAUUUGUGUCAAAAUGUGUUUGUUUGUGUGGUGUGGACUUAUAUCAAUUUCUUCAGUCUUCAGUUACAAUAUAGACACAAAUUUCCCCAAAGUAUUCAGAAGACCUAUCGGGGAGUAUUUUGGUUUUACCGUCGCCUUGCAUGAAAACAGAGAAGGUCCCAUGGCUCUUGUGGGUGCCCCUCGAGCAAAUUCAUCCAUAUUAAGGGAACAACUUCACCAACCAGGCGUGUUGUUCAGCUGUCCGAUAUUGCAAGAUGAUGUAAAUGUUGAAUGUCUAGAAGUAAAAUUGGAUGGUAGAGGAAAUACACAGACAGAAGGAGGAAAUGAGCACACUUAUUAUGAUAAAAAAGAUGAUAUGUGGCUUGGAGUCAGCUUGGAUAUUCAGCAACAUGCCGAACAAAAAGAUAUUGUUACUUGUGGUCAUUUGUGGAAGAACCAGGCUUACAUUGGUCUUUACCUACCAAAUGGGGUGUGCUACACUAUCAAUAGCGAACUGGAUCCAAACAGUGUUAAAAAGUUGGUACCACUAGUCACUAAAUCAAAACAGUCAAUAAAUUCUCCGGGUGUUUAUUACUACGCUUUUUCUCAACUUGGAUCGUCAGCAGCAUUUUCUGAGGACGGAAACCAUUUGCUUCUCGGGGCGCCCGGAUUUUUUGAUUGGUCUGGAACUGUGGUAAGUUACUCUUCUGAUCCGAAAGCAGUGCAUGAUAAUUAUGAAAGCCCAAUAAUCCCUGACCCACCUGGAGGGAUGAAUUCAUAUUCUUAUAUUGGUUACUCCGUUACAUCGGGAAAAUUUUAUGACAGCAACGACAUGUAUGUUGCAGUAGGAGCUCCUAGAGAUGGUGGAAGUCAUGGAAGAGUGUACAUAUUUAAAACAUUACUGCCUUCAGCAAGUAAAAUCAUGACUCAUCAACAAAAAGAAGGACUGCAGUUUGGUGAAUACUUUGGCGCAGCUGUUCUUGGUGUUGAUCUUAACAAUGAUAAACGGACUGAUUUACUCGUGGGAGCUCCUUUUGCGUCAUCUGAUUUAGAAGGUGAUGAAGGAAAAGUUUAUGUUUACAUCAGCAAUGGAAUGGGCUUAGAAGAGUACACACAAUUAACUGGAGAAAAUAAACCUAAUUCUCGGUUUGGUACAGCUAUUGCAAAUGCAGGAGAUUUGAAUCAGGAUGGCUAUAACGAUAUUGUAAUAGGAGCCCCUUACGAAGACGGAAGCGGCGCUAUUUACGUAUACCAUGGUUCCAAGAGUGGAUUGUCUAAACUGUUUGUCCAGAAAAUUUCUGCUGCUGAUAUUAGUCCUUCUCUAUCAGGAUUUGGAAUUCAUAUUUCCCGAGGGUUGGAUAUAGAUAGCAAUCAAUAUCCUGAUGUCCUUGUUGGAGCCUACUCUUCAUCCACAGCUGUACUCUUCAGAACCCGACCAGUUGUUCAAGUGUUACCAGAAAUUUCUUUUAAUCCGAAACAACUGAAUACAAAUAUUACUUCCUGUGAAUAUGAAGGAAAGAAAACAUCUUGUGUAAAUGUUACAAUUUGCCUAAGCUACAGAGGAAAGCAUGCUCCACUCUCAUUAGAAUUUGAGAAUGAAGUCUUCAUUGAAUAUGCAGCUCAAAAUUUGAUUUCCUCCAGAGGAUUUUUUAUUCACAAUGGAAUCAGAAGUUCUGUCUUCAAACAAAAGUCAAAACUGGUAAUUGAUGAAAAUAACUGCAUAACAAAUGAGCUACUUAUUCAACCUGGUAUAAAAGAUGUCAUAACUCCAAUUCAGAUUUUAUAUAGUUGCAAGUUGUCGGAGGUUGCAAACAAUAACAUACAUUUCAACAAAUCAUUUCCUGUGAUACAUCCCGAGUCUCCCACAAAUAUUACUUCUGCCGUAACUUUCCAAACGGGAUGUGGAAAAACUGAUGAAUGUUUUUCUGACCUAGUUGUAACUGCAAAAAUACUGGAAGAUCCAAAAGAUAAUACUUUAAUUAUCGGAAGGGACACAAAAAUUACGUUGCUUAUAGAAGUCAGUAACAAAAGAGAACCAGCAUAUCUGUCUGAAUUAUGGAUACGCCUACCUACAGAGAUAACUAGUAUUAAUCAAGAUUUUUGCUCCUCUUUGAGCGAUCAACAAAAGCAGAAAAGCAAUGCAAGCUUAUUUUGUGACUUGGGAAAUCCUUUUGUGAAGGGAAAAGAGACAAAGAUUCAAAUCAAACUUGAUGUAAGUAGAGUUCCAACAGCUAAAAAGAAGAUAUUCAUUUUUUUGGAUGCAAAAACAGUGAGCACAGAAGUGUUUCCUAAGGACAACAGUGUCUUAAUUCCUAUCAACUUUAAAGCUGUGUCUGAUAUUAGCAUUUCUGGUAACCCUUCGGAACAGAUUCCUUACAAUGAAGAAGCACAUGGAUAUGUUCCAGUGUCUAUAAGCCAUACAUAUUUUAUUACGAAUCAUGGCCCAAGCCCAGUCCAAACAGUUGAUAUCGAGUUAUAUGUACCAAUAUCAUAUCAAGGUCAAGAAUUUGUGACUUUUACAAGUUUAGAGGCUGACAGUGGAAAACCUGGUAUAAUUUCAGCAAAGUGCAAUGAUACCUAUCUUCAGAUUAAGCCUAUUGAACCAGAUGAAAAAAUACAUGGAAGUAUAAGUCCUGAGAAAGAACUAGUUUUUAAGGAACGAAAUGGUUCAAAUAUCAAUGAUAGUGAAGAAUACAUUUUUAAUAAGCCAACCAAUUUAGAGGAAAUGUCUGUCACAUCUCGUUCGAAAAAGAGUGCAACUAUGACUACUAAAAAAAGAAAAGAUUUCAUUAUUAAUUGUGAUACUGCAGAAUGUAAAGCCAUUCAAUGCUCUACAUCGCCAUUUCAAAACACAAGAAGCAAUGCAAAGAUCAAAGUUUCUGUUUUAGUCAACAUGUCCUUGCUAAAUGAAUUUUUGGACCCUUGGUAUAAAAUCGAAUUUGUGACGAAAGGAAAAGUAACUAUUAGAGGAGAUAAUGGAGAUCUUCAACCUAAGGAACAUUAUCCUGACAGUACAGCAGUGAAAACUGUUAUUGUUCAUCCCGGACCUCCACCUUCAGAAGAAAUCGACCAGUGGAUCAUAUUUGUUAGCAUAGGUGUUGGUGUAUUCCUACUAAUAUUAAUUCUUAUUUUGUUGAUUCAUUUUGGAUUUUUCAAACGAAAACAAAAGGAAAAAAUGAAGGAAAUGAUGACAGAAUCCAACGCAAAGGACUAUGAGCCUAUAAAUGAUGUUGAAAGCAAUGAUAAGCUGUCAGAUUAAUAGAGAUUUUAGACAAAGAGACUGAGAUGUGAAAAAAAAAAAAAAAAAAAAAACUUGAAAAAGCAGAGUAGGGUUUCCUUUGAAAAGCUAUUCAAUUGAAAUGCCCACUAAUUGAAGACUGAAUGGACGAAUGUAUGAAGUGGUUAAGCAUGAUUCAAAUGUGCCAUCUUCAUAUAAAUAUAAGAAACUUAUCCAUUAAUGCAUUUUAAAUUUCAUGUAUGUACAACCAAGCUUUAUAAUGUGAUAAAAUCAACGGAUCUCAAGUUCCUCUGAAGGUCUCGCACAAAGCAAAAAUCUUCAUCUACUAACUUUAAAUGCAGAAACUGAGCAUUUGUGAAUCUUGUGUACACAUAUAUAUUAAGAAAAUGAGAGCAGGAGAUAAAGAAAAUUACUUAUAGAUUCUGUUGUUGAACUACUCGAAUGAAAUUCACUUUCUAAUACAAAUUUUAAUGCUGAAAAGAAGUAUUUCUUCAACAAACAAUUCAAACAGCUGAGAGACUAUAAGUUGUCAGACUCUAACGUAAGUGUAUAUAUAUAUGUUGUGUGCUUUAUGUUCUUUCAUACAUCAUAAAUGUCAUGUCAGUUUCUUAGUACAUGGGUUUUUGAUGCUUUAUGUUCUUUCAUACAUCAUAAAUGUCACGUCAGUUUCUUAGUACAUGGGAUUUUGAUGCUUGAAAUAAUUGCAUACUUUUCAAAUGGUUGAGUCUUUUGCUGUACUUAUAUUUUACUUUAUGUGAUCUUUCUUUGUGAUGUUUUCCAAAUCUGAAGGAAAGUUAGUUCACCGCAGCGUAUUUUUUGAGCAGGCUCUUAAAACUCUUACCUUGUUGCAACUAUUUAGCUUAAAACUUACAAACCAAUGAAUAAUAGAAAAAAUGCUCUCUUAUAUAACAUAAGAAAAUACAAAAACUUGGUGUCCUGUUUUUUGUCUUUUUUUGCACAUGUAAAUAGCUUUAAUGUUGAAGUGUGUAGUGUUUUGUCAUUCUCAAGUUCCUUUUAAAUGUUUUUGUGCAUUAGUUUUAUAUUUUAAGAUGUUUUCCUUUAUUUUUGAGGAGACUGUUUUACACUCUUCCCCCAUCAAUACACACAAUUUUGUGGUUUGUUAAAAAAAAAAGUUACAUUAGUAAAAAAUCUAUCAUGCAAAAGUAAAUAUUUCAUUUUUGUGCACAAAAAUUUUUGGAAUUAAAAUUUGUUACAUAAAUCAUGCUUUCUAAUGAAAAUAUUUUGUCUUAAAGGUCAUAUUUUUAAAACACAGUUUAAAUUAUCUUUGAUGGUUUUACCCAUUGUAAGAAAUUUAGCUUUGCAUAAACUAUAAAUAAUAGUAAAUAAUUAUUUUUCUAGUUUGCAUAACUUUAACUUCAGCACAUACAACUGUAAUGAGCUUGUGAAAAUAGGUUAUAAUUUCAAUGUAGAUAUUAAGAUUUUUUCACAUUGAUUUAAAAUUUCUUUCAGUCUGAUUUUGUAAGCUGUUGUUAAUUUAAUGCGGAAUUUAUAUUAUGUGGAUUUGAAAUUUUUACGGGACAAAAGUGGAAAAACAGUGGUUUAAGACAAAAUGCUUUUGAAUUUUAAAAACAAGUUUCUUUUCAAAUAUGCUGAAUACAAUCGAUCAUAUUUCUUUUAAUCUAUUAUCUGUACAGAAAGCAUCAUAGUAAAUAUUUACUGCAGAAUAACUAUUAUUAGCAUAAGUAGUUUUUGAAAAUAUGUCUAGUUUUAUAUUUCUUUUUUUACUUUUUUUUAAAUUUUAUUUUGCUAGUACACUAAAAUUUUAUUUGUUGUAUAUGCAGAUUGCUCUUCAUUUGAUAUUCACUCUGUAUAAAAGAUAUGAAAAAAAGCUCUUUCCAUUUUAUUUAUUUUCCAUUGUAUAUAUAUCUAUCAUCUUUCAUUCAUUGUUUUUUAAAUGAACAUUUGUACCAUAUUGCUUCAAGUUCAUGUGGAUAAUUUAGAGCUUAAGUUAUGUAAACAGGAAACUGCUAAACGUUGAAUUUUUCUUACUGACAUGAACAAAAGUACAGUUUCAAUGAAUGUGGGCACAUUCAUUUGUUUCUAUUAUAUAAUGAAAAUUUAUUACUAUAUUCAACGUUUUACCAAAGCUAUAUGCUUUAAAGUUUUUGAAACACAUAUGCAAGUAAGUUUGACAAAUUAACAAGAUAUUAUGUUCAAAAAAGAGCAUGAGUGCUUUUUGCUGAAAAAAAUAUUUUUGCAUAAAAAUAGUAGAUAUUAAAUAUUAUAAAAUACUGUGCAUAAAAUUAAUUGAAAUCUGUGUAAUUUAUUUUUAUCUGAACAUUUUAUUUCAUUAUGCUUUCUGUACUGUAAAUAAUUGUUUUAACAAAAGCAUACAAUUCUUUAAAUUUUACUUGAAAAUUCACUUUUUGUGAUACUUGAAACUACAUUCAAUCUUAAUUACUGAGAAAGGAAUAAUACUAACCUUUUAUCCUGAACAAAAUAUAUCAGUCCCCCCCCCCCCUUAUGUCUUUACUUUUAAGCAUUGUUACAUAAUACAUCUUAGCAUUGUCAGAAAGCUGAAAUAAUGUGAUAUAAGCAUUUUAUAGGUUAGUUUUUUUUUUUCAUUUAAAUUACUAAUGACUUUCCUUUUUUUUAUAAAUCAAAAUAAAGCAAAAUAAAUGUUUUAUUUUGGAAUUCAAGUGAUUGACUAUUUUACAGAAUGCUGACACAAAGAGAAAACAUGUUCAUUGAAACUUAAUUUUCUUCAUUUAAAAUAUAUGAAAAUUUUAAAAUUUCAUUUUGGUUUUUGUAAAAAGCUGCAUUAAGUUUUGGAAGUGAAAUAUUUUUUUUAAUAGAAGUGCAUAUUUUUAUGGAAUUACAAAUGAGUAAAUGUAUGUGAUUUACAUUGAAAAUAAAAGUUUUUCUUUUUUUUUUU
Uloborus diversus is the source of this 6268-nucleotide messenger RNA. RefSeq names its product integrin alpha-9-like. Bases 139 to 3393 code for a protein of 1084 amino acids. The transcript is spliced from 27 exons. The record is from RefSeq and is a predicted model, not a curated record. Gene Ontology annotation, cellular component: integrin complex; external side of plasma membrane. Lineage: Eukaryota; Metazoa; Arthropoda; Arachnida; Araneae; Uloboridae. Gene Ontology annotation, molecular function: integrin binding. Gene Ontology annotation, biological process: cell-matrix adhesion; cell-cell adhesion; integrin-mediated signaling pathway.